Messenger RNA from Chaetomium globosum CBS 148.51, 561 nucleotides. RefSeq lists its product as uncharacterized. NCBI's taxonomy places the organism in Eukaryota, Fungi, Ascomycota, Sordariomycetes, Sordariales, Chaetomiaceae. The coding region runs from base 1 to 561 and encodes 186 amino acids. The record is from RefSeq and is a predicted model, not a curated record. The transcript is spliced from 2 exons.
AUGGCUAGCCAAAACCCUACCACACCCGUGAAGGUGCCCUCAUCGGCUGCUAGCUACACCGCGGCCACGCUCGACCCUGAUCUCAGAUCCCAGAUCAACUCAUUAUUAAUAAAGGAUGGCCAUGUCACUAAAAUCCAAGAAAGCCUCCUACACGCCCUCCACUCUCACAAAUCCAACUGGCCUACCGCCGUACAAAACCACGCCUUAUCUCUCCUCCGCUCCGGCGAAGUGACGUCCUUCCCCGCCCUCCUCCGCCGCGUCCUCGAAGACGUCCGCCAAGACACCACAUUCUCCCCCAACGGCACCGCCGCCACGGCCACCAACGGCACAUCCAGCAGCAAGGCCGCCGCAAACGGCACAUCAUCAGAAGAGAACGGUACCCCCGUAGCGAACGGCAGCGGCAGCAAGACCAACGGCGCCGCGGCCGCGGCCAAUAACGGGACCGGCGCCGGUGGCCGGCCAAGCCUCGCCGUUCCGUCGACUGUGGUUGAUGAGGCGCUGAAGGUCACGCGGGAUUGUCUUGAUUCGGUGUGCGAGAUGGAUGAGAGCGGCGCGACGUAA